Messenger RNA from Clupea harengus (Atlantic herring), 3662 nucleotides. RefSeq names its product calcium voltage-gated channel auxiliary subunit beta 2a (gene cacnb2a). Lineage: Eukaryota; Metazoa; Chordata; Actinopteri; Clupeiformes; Clupeidae. The record is from RefSeq and is a predicted model, not a curated record. Gene Ontology annotation, molecular function: protein binding; voltage-gated calcium channel activity. Gene Ontology annotation, biological process: calcium ion transmembrane transport. Gene Ontology annotation, cellular component: voltage-gated calcium channel complex.
GGGAACAAGACUGAGAGAGGAAGGAAAAGAGAGAGAGAGAGAGAGAGAGAGGAGGAGGAGGAGAGAGAGAGAGAGAGAGGAGAGCCAAGUUUAAGAACUUCCAGCCAGUGAGAGUGAAGAGAAAAGAAGGAAGGCGACGCUGAUCCUGGAGGAAAGGAAACACUCCCACAACAGAACUGCCCCCGUCACAGAACUGCCCCCGUCACUGGCGUAGGGUGGGGCGGCAGACUGCAGACAUGUACCUCUCGGCCAGCGAAGACUCCGACGGGGGCUCAGCAGACUCGUACACCAGCCGUCCGUCUGACUCUGAUGUGUCUCUAGAAGAGGACAAAGAUGCACUGAGACAAGCUGAGACUCAGCUAGACAACGCCCAGAGUAAGCCUGUGGCGUUUGCAGUGCGCACUAAUGUCAACUACUCUCCUGCCCUGGAGGACCACGUCCCUGUGCCAGGAAUGGCUGUUGCAUUUGAAGCCAAAGACUUUCUCCAUGUCAAAGAGAAGUUUAAUAAUGACUGGUGGAUUGGCCGCCUGGUGAAGGAGGGGUGUGAGGUGGGCUUCAUCCCGAGUCCCGUCAGGCUAGAGACCAGCCGACUACAGCAGGAGCAGAGAGCCAAGCAGAGCAGAUUCAGAUCUAUGGCCAACUCCUCCUCUAGCUUAGGGGACAUCAUUCCAAGCUCCAGAAAAUCGACCCCUCCUUCAUCUGCCCUGGACAUAGAUGUCACAGAGUUAGAGUUAGAAGAGAUUGAUGCCCCGCCCCCCCAGCGCUCCCCGAAGGCCAAUUCAAACUCAGCCCCGCCCCUUUUAGCCAGAGAAAAACGAAUGCCCUUCUUUAAGAAGUCAGAGCACAUUCCUCCUUAUGAUGUUGUUCCUUCCAUGAGACCGGUGGUGCUGGUGGGGCCGUCGCUCAAAGGCUACGAGGUAACGGACAUGAUGCAGAAAGCCCUUUUUGACUUUUUAAAACACAGAUUUGAAGGACGGAUCUCAAUCACUCGUGUGACUGCAGAUAUCUCUCUUGCAAAGCGUUCAGUUCUGAACAACCCUAGCAAACAAGCCAUCAUAGAACGCUCAACCACACGCUCUAAUCUGGCUGAGGUGCAGAGCGAGGUAGAGCGCAUCUUUGAGCUGGCGAGGACCCUGCAGCUGGUGGUUCUUGAUGCUGACACCAUAAACCACCCAACUCAACUAGGGAAGACCUCACUGGCCCCCAUCCUAGUGUACGUCAAGAUCUCCUCUCCAAAGGUUCUGACGAGGCUGAUUAAGUCUCGUGGAAAGUCCCAAGCCAAACAUCUUAACGUCCAGAUGGUUGCAGCUGACAAACUAGCCCAGUGCCCCACAGUGAGUGCCAUGGAGAUGUUUGACAUCAUCCUGGAUGAAAACCAGCUGGAGGACGCGUGUGAGCACAUGGCCGACUAUCUGGAAGCUUAUUGGAAGUCUACUCACCCAUCCAGCGAGGCAACAACCAAUCAGCUGUCUGAAACACAGGACACUCCCCCUGCCCUGCCUUCUACCCCUCUGGGAAUUCGAAGAGAGGGGAACAGUGCUGGCCCAGAGGAGGAGAGGAAGGAUCACCAUCAUCAUCAUCAUCAUCAUCGCCAGUCACAGAAGGAAGAAAAGCAACAGCAGGGAGAACAGCCACUCCGGAGGGCUGAGAGCGGCCGCCGCAGCGCACACACACACACACACACACACACACACCACCACUCAUUCUCAGCACGGACUGAACACCAGCGCCACAGCAGAGCACGGGGCCAAGGACGUCUGUCUCGGCAGAACACACCGGAGAGCCAGGACUCACACACACACUCUGUCACACACACGUCACACUCUGUCACACACACGUCACACUCUGUCACACACACGUGGCCCGAGCCACCUGAGGAGGAAGAGGAGGAAGAGGAGGAGGAGGAGGAGGACCGGCGCCAGACCAGUCGUCAUGACCACCACCAUCAUCGUCACCAUGACAACGUGGGGGCGCUCCCACUCAUCCCAUGAGGAGGAGCAUCUUUACAGACUCAACACACUCUCAUGUCGUCAUGGAUACGGAACACACUGAACACUCUCUCAUGUCGUCAUGGACACUCAACACACUGAACACACUCUCAUGUCGUCAUGGAAACUCAACACACUGAACACACUCUCAUGUCGUCAUGGACACUUCACACACUUCCUCUACGCACACUUUACUCUCGUCAUGGACACUUCACACACUGAACACACUCUCAUGUCGUCAUGACAACUCUAAGGGCCCUUUUUUGACAUCCUGCAGAGCGAGCAGUAAAAGCCUUAAGUGGGCAGAGCCAGGCCAAAGUCAAUUAGUGAAAGGUUUAAUUAAUGUAAAGUUUAAUUAGUGAAAGGUUUAAUUAAUGUAUAGUUGAAUUAAUGUCGUUUAAUUAGUGAAAGGUUUAAUUAAUGUAUAGUUGAAUUAAUGUAUAGUUUAAUUAGUGAAAGGUAUAGUUUCAUUCAUGUAUAGUUUAAUUAGUGAAAGGUUUUUGUGAAAGCUGACCAAUAGCAUUGUUGAGCAAUCCCUUUGAACUGAACGAUGACUCUCAGAUGCGAUUACAAUGUAAGAAGACAUCGCCGUGGGGCAUAAUUAGUCCAUAUCACCGUGGGGCAUAAUUAGUCCAUAUCACCGUGGGGCAUAAUUAGGCCAUAUCACCGUGGGCAUAAUUAGUCCAUAUCACCGUGGGGCACAAUUAGGCCAUAAUUAGUCCAUAUCACCGUGGGGCAUAAUUAGGCCAUAAUUAGUCCAUAUCACCGUGGGCAUAAUUAGUCCAUAUCACCGUGGGCAUAAUUAGUCCAUAUCACCGUGGGCAUAAUUAGGCCAUAUCACCGUGGGCAUAAUUAGGCCAUAUCACCGUGGGCAUAAUUAGUCCAUAUCGCCGUGGGGCACAAUAAGGCUGUGGGUUCUGGACAGUGUUCGCCAAGAACGCUUUCAAAAGGAAUCAUUGGAGAUCAUAAUAAGUCACACACACCCUCUCACACACACACCAUUCCCUAGCCUAUCGUACUGUACUAGUUAGAUUCUGUCCAUAGUCACCCUGUUGGCCGUGGCCCUGUCUCAUUAUCAGUGCCCAAUCCCAACAACACCCUCUCACACACACACACACACACACACACACACAUCUCAUUAUCAGUGCAGAAUCCUUAUCUUCAUCACAACUGGUAAUAUUACAGGACAGGGUUAGGGUUAGGGUCAGGGGUUAGGAUCUAACCCACGGGACAGUGCACCCCCUCUGUUAAAACAGGUCUGCUAAUAUGUUCAUGAGACUGAUAUGACUAGCCGGGGCCCUGUGGGUGAGGGCGUGGCCCUGUGGGGGAGGGCGUGGCCAUGUGGCGAGGGCGUGGCCCUGUGGGUGAGGGCAUGGCCAUGUGGGUGAAGUGGUAACUGCCCCUCUGGUUCACUACAGACUCCUCCUCUAACUGGAUGCUAUUGUUGUACACUCAGGUAGCACACACUUAUUCACACACACACACAUUCACACGCACACACACACACACACAGGGGCCAGGGUUCGGUGGUCCAGACUGUUUCUAAAUGGGGGGUGGGGGGGGUUCUUUCUUUUUCUUGUUAAGUUUGUACGCAUUUGUAUAUACUACAUAAGUCCAUGAUGUGUCAAAUGCAGAUAAAUAUAUAUUCCUACUAAUUAUAAUUUAUUGAAAUUG